Molecule: messenger RNA, 1699 nt
Organism: Macadamia integrifolia
Lineage: Eukaryota; Viridiplantae; Streptophyta; Magnoliopsida; Proteales; Proteaceae
Product: trihelix transcription factor PTL-like
Exons: 2
Coding region: 30-1376 (448 amino acids)
Source: RefSeq, a predicted model, not a curated record
UCUCUUUCUCUUUCUCUUUCUCUCAUCUAAUGGAGAUGGAAGAGCAGUACGGACUCCCGGAUCUACGACAGUUGAUGGGUGGAAGAACCCAUUUUCCGGUCAAGCCCCAAGUUGCAGUGCAAUUCUCCAGCCACAGUGAUCUUACAAGAAGAGUUAACCAUUAUAACGAGAUGAUAAUGGGGGAUCAUCGCCAGGUAACCGACUCAACAACCUCCACUUCUGCAGCUGCUGCUUCAGCUCUAUGUGGCCUAGAGAUGGCAGAAGCUUGCUUUGGAGGUGACGGUGGGAAUGGCAGAUGGCCCAGGCAAGAGACUCUUACCCUUCUAGACAUCAGAUCUCGUCUUGAUCUCAACUUCAAAGAAGCUAAUCAGAAAGGACCCUUAUGGGAUCAAAUCUCCAGGAUAAUGGCAGAAGAACAUGGGUACCAAAGGAGUGGGAAGAAAUGUAGAGAGAAGUUUGAGAACUUGUACAAGUACUACAAGAAGACCAAGGAUGGGAAAGGUGGAAGACAAGACGGUAAGCAUUACAGGUUCUUUCGUCAACUUGAAGCUCUCUAUGGUGAAACAACCACCACUACCACUGCUCUUACUCCACUGUCACCCUCGCAAACCCAAACCCACCUUGGUGCACCUCAUUGCAUCCCCCAGGUAAAUCAAAGCACACAAAGAGUCUCUCUAUCUCAGAAGAAGCAGUGGGAGAGUCUCAGCCUCUCUAGUUCAUCGGAUUUGGACUCUUCGUCUUCUGAAGAGAAGAGAGAAAGUCAUCAUAAGAGGCGUCGGAAGAGUUGGAAGGCUAAGUUUAGAGACUUCGUGGACUCAGAGAUGAGGAGGUUAGUGGAGACACAAGAGGCCUGGAUGGAGAAGAUGUUGAAGACUCUUGAACGUAAGGAACAGGAGAGGAUGAUUAGAGAGGAAGCUUGGAGGAAGGAAGAGGCUGCACGUUUAGCCAGGGAAUUCAAAUUCUGGGCUCAUGAGAGAGAUUGGGUUGAAGCUCGAGAUGCUGCCCUAAUGGAGGCCUUGCAGAAAUUCACUGGGAGAGAACCCAAAGCUUCUUCGUCCCCGGAGGAACUGGUAGCGACCACCCAAGACAAUAGCGAAAUCCAGAAUGAAAAUGGAAGCGAGACACAUUGCGUAGACAAUUUAACAAACAAGGCUUCAUCACAUAGACAGCUUGAUCAUCUAUCUUACAGACAAGGAAGUGAGGAACAAGGAGGUGAGACUGUGGGGCUUCAAGUUCAAACUAGUGAUGCCCUGUCUCCUUCUAACUCUAACCCACGCAAUGCAGUGAACGAUAGCUGCUUUCGAUAUCUGAUGGCUGAAGAAGAGCCCUUGUGGGAGAAUUAUGAUGUCAAACUCGACAAAGGAGGGAACCCGUAAGUUUUGUUUCCCUUCUCUUUCCCUUUUCAUCUGGUAUGAUAGUCUUGAAGAAUCAGAGAGAGAGAGAGAGAGAGAGAGAGAGAGAGAGAGAGAGAGAGAGAGGCAUGAAUAUCAACAAUGUAUUUAUCUCUUGUCCUGGACUUGGGAUAUGAAGGGAAUGGGUAGUAAUGGUGUCUCUUUGUCUUUGUGGGAGAGAGCAGGUGGUUGGGUGAGGAUUAAUUAAUGGAAAAUGUAAUGUUAUGUGGCUUUGAUUAUCCUAUUAGGAUGAUUCAAGCAAAACCAACUGGCUGAGUAUUGAGGCUUUCAUUUAUUAAUAAAAAAAC